UUCUGUUCCUAACCCGGGAACGGUGUGCUUGCUGUAUUUCCUACAAAGAACUCUGGAAGAGCGGUUAUUUCCCUGCAUGUGUAUGCCCUACCACGUGGGACACUCCACCACAACCACAACGUAUUCUCUGGGUGGCCCACUUCUCCCAGAACCUCCCAUGCACUGUUCAGUGAAGUUGAUAGCCACUGAAAGACUGCAUGACUUCUCCAGAGCUGAAAUCAUAGCCGCCAAUGCAAUGCCGAGUUAAAUGGACAAACGUUAAACACCAGUCGGCUUUUUCUUUGGAGUACAUAUAUCCAUAAGUGAGAAGAAAUGAGCAACGUAGAGACUUCCACUACUAGACGUGCUAGCUCCAGCUCCAACUCCAGCUCCAGCAGCUCCGAAGAAGUGCAUAAAGAGUCUGGGAAGAGUGGUAAUGAACCUGCUAAAUGCGACGCCGUACCCGAAGCCCGACCAGCGAGCGUGACCGUCGAGGAUACGGGCAUAGACCAGCGUGUCCCCGUGCGCCACACAACUUUAUAUUUCAUGUGGACCUUGUGUGCUGCGGGCUUUGUGUCCCUGCUUAUUCCCCUGGGUCUUUUCCUUCUUCCUUACACACCUGGCCUAGCCAGAAGACGCUCCACUUUGGGUGUAGGAGGUGGAUUCAAGCACAAUGUAGAAGAACCAUCUCACUCUGUGUGCUCCACAAAGUUGACAAUUCGCUCCGUUGACAUGAAAAAGUCCACUCCUGGAAAUAUACCGUUCAACCAGACCAUUGUUCUUCGUCGUCGAGUGAUCUGCAUGCUGAGCAACAGGAAUUUCAGGCCCCAAGAAGCACACCUAGCUUCCCACUUACCUUUGCAUUUCUGCUCCUGCGUAGUCUUCGGCUACUUCAGCACUACAAGCGACGGUAAAAUAACCCCGCGCUACAAGCAAGACGUGGCCUACCUUACUACUCUCGUCGCAGCUGUCAAAAAGAGUCCUGUGAAUAUGCCCGUGCUCCUGUCACUCGGCGGAGAUGAAUCUUCCGGUGCAAAUAUAUCACUAGCGCUGCGCAGCGCUAGUAGACGAUCCAUCUUUGGCUCUGACUUUGCCACAUACUUGGUACGGCUCGGACUCAGUGGUGCCUACCUGGACUGGCGAACUCCAGGAGGCGAGUGCGGCGAUGCAAGUGACCGCGACGCCUUCGUAGACUUUAUCACCAGCGUCCGUUCAGCACUGUCCUGGAUCAUCCAGAAACCUGUCAUUAUUAUCCGCGUGCCAAACGACAACACCAAAGUACAGAACGGGUUCGACAUGAUUCGCCUCAACAGCAUUGUCGACUACAUGGUGAUAGCGACAACUUCUGAGGUUGACUCACGGUCCUUCGGCGACGUCAUCGGGUGCGUCAACGACCACAAGGUCGUAAUAGAAGCUCAUCUUUAUUUCGCCAGCACCUUGCCUGCAUCUGCUGCUAGAAAGUUUUGCUAUUCCUUGGAGCUGUCACCCCGCACCUACGUGUCUGACGAAACUCGUCUUGGCGGCCUGUCUUUGGGCGUUGGUGCCCAGCAGGGACUCUCACAGAGACCAGGAUACGUCGCCCAUUUCGAGCUCUGCGAUGGCACCUGGACAACACCGUCGAGACAAAAGCGUGGAGACUGCUCAGUCACCUAUAGGGCAAGCACCGUAACCAACCACUUCGACAUAGCCGUCUACGAAAGCGAAGCAAACCUAGGGACCCGUUUCUUGUCCCUCUCCAAGGAAGGUCUCGGCGAUGCCUGCGUGGCGGUCCACGACGUUGAAAUGGAUGACUUCCGCAAUAUCUGCGGACGCGGGCUUAGUCCUCACCUACAAACGGUCGCCACUAGGCCUCAGCGCACGCUUCUACCUCUUGUGCCUCCAGCGCCUUGAAUAUUUAUUUAUUUAUAAUUUUACAUCGAUAUUUUUUAUUAUUAUGAUUAUUAAAGUCAUUACUCAACCA
Ornithodoros turicata is the source of this 1939-nucleotide messenger RNA. RefSeq lists its product as uncharacterized. Gene Ontology annotation, cellular component: extracellular region. The record is from RefSeq and is a predicted model, not a curated record. Gene Ontology annotation, biological process: carbohydrate metabolic process; chitin catabolic process. The coding region runs from base 313 to 1869 and encodes 518 amino acids. Lineage: Eukaryota; Metazoa; Arthropoda; Arachnida; Ixodida; Argasidae. Gene Ontology annotation, molecular function: chitin binding; chitinase activity. The transcript has 9 exons.